AUGGGCGAUGGUACUGAAGCUGCCACUGGCGAUCGGCAAUGGUCAACGAUCCCCACGAACCUGCUGCUCGCGGAGCUGCAACGACGCAAAGAAGACGGCGUGAGACCGGCCUGCGGUGGCAAGGAAUCUGGGUGGUAUGACACUGUGGCGCACAUCUUUGCGUUGCUGUUGAUCUUGGUGCUGAGCACACUAGCGUGUGGAUUUCCAUUGAUAUCACGACGCGCAACGACGGGCAAACGACAGAAAACCAUUAUAUUCUACUGCCAACAUGUCGGAACCGGAGUACUGCUCGCUACGGCAUUUGUGCAUCUGUUGCCCAUGGCGUUCGAAUCUUUGACCGAUCCGUGCCUGCCCUACUUCUUCAGCCAAGGUUAUACGCCACUCCCUGGCUUCGUGGCCAUGGCAUCGGCCAUCAUGGUUGUCGGCGUCGAAUCCUACCUGACAGCACGCGGUGCUGGCCAUUCGCACACCCACGCGCACGACUAUUUCGACGGCGACGAAAGCGAUGGCAGCGGCGAGUUUCAAGAGAUACCGCUUCACGACCACCAUGGCCUAGCCGGGGGACGGACGAAAAGUCACAGACCGCAGGAUCUUUCAGCCCGGGACGACGCUGAGGCUACGCAGGGCCUUGUGGCCGGCGUGUCGCCGGUGCCCGAAUCCACGCCCACGACAGCCACUCACCGACGCGCAUCUGCAGAAGACGGUUUCAAUGAAGGAGAUUCCGAUUUGGAACUCGACGUGGAUGAGCUGGACCCUGCACCCGUCAAUCACAGUCACAAUGGCAACGGGGCGUUUGCCUCGCUGACGAAGCCCGGAGCGCCGCGGACGGACGCCUCGGAUCCGACCCUGCACCCGAAAUCACCGGAGGAGAUGAGGCGACAGCUUCUGCAGUGUCUUUUGCUUGAGGCCGGCAUUUUGUUUCACAGCGUUUUUAUCGGCAUGGCUAUUUCUGUGGCCACAGGGCCGGCAUUUGUCGUCUUCCUCAUCGCCAUCAGCUUCCACCAGUCCUUUGAAGGUCUUGCCCUGGGCGGCCGCAUUGCCGCCAUACCGUUUUCCAAGAACUCGAUCCGACCCUGGCUCAUGGUUUUGGCUUACGGCAUCACAACCCCCCUUGGCCAGGCUAUCGGUCUCAUUGUCCACAAGAUGUACGACCCUGCGUCCAUGGGCGGCCUUUUGGUGGUGGGAUUCAUGAACGCCAUCUCGUCGGGACUCCUGUUAUACGCUGGCCUGGUGCAGCUGCUGGCGGAGGAUUUCUUGACAGAGAAGAGCUAUCGCAUUCUCAAGGGAAAGAAGCGCCUUCAGGCGUAUCUGGCCGUGGUUGCUGGUUCUCUUCUGAUGGCCGUUGUGGGUGCAUUUGCAUAG
Messenger RNA from Metarhizium album ARSEF 1941, 1362 nucleotides. RefSeq names its product ZIP family zinc transporter. Gene Ontology annotation, biological process: zinc ion transmembrane transport. Lineage: Eukaryota; Fungi; Ascomycota; Sordariomycetes; Hypocreales; Clavicipitaceae. The record is from RefSeq and is a predicted model, not a curated record. Bases 1 to 1362 code for a protein of 453 amino acids. Gene Ontology annotation, molecular function: zinc ion transmembrane transporter activity. Gene Ontology annotation, cellular component: plasma membrane. The transcript is spliced from 3 exons.